Cicer arietinum (chickpea) is the source of this 1248-nucleotide messenger RNA. The record is from RefSeq and is a predicted model, not a curated record. Lineage: Eukaryota; Viridiplantae; Streptophyta; Magnoliopsida; Fabales; Fabaceae.
GACAGUUAAUAUAUAACAUACAAACAUGAAAAUUCGAAGGUUUUGUUUAUCGCAGCCACUGCAACCACAACAAACAAUGUUUUUGUUUUCAACUAGGUCAAGGUUUGUUUCUCUUUUCAUUCCCAAAAAGUUUCUUCCUUUUAAUUUCAUUCCCUCCUUUUGCUUCUCAGCUUCAACCCUAUUCCCUCAAUUCAAUAAUCCUCAUCUUGACAAUUCCAUUUCAUUGUUCAAUUCUUUGCUCCGUAAGAAUCCUACCCCACCACCCAUUGAAUUUGGCAAGAUUUUAGGUUCCAUUGUGAAAGCUAAGCAUUACUCAAUUGCUAUUUCCCUUUUUCAACAAAUGGAAAUUAGGGGAAUUAACCCUGACUUUGUAACUUGCAGUCUCUUAAUCAAUUGUUUUUGCCAAUUAGGUCAUAUCACUUUUGCUUUCUCUGUUUUCUCAAAGAUUCUCAAAAGGGGUUAUCACCCAAAUACAAUAACUUUGAAUACACUCAUCAAGGGUUUUUGUCUCAAAGGCGAGGUUCAUAAAGCAUUGCACUUUCAUGACAAGGUGGUAGCACAAGGAUUUCAUUUGAAUCAAGUUAGUUACGGGACUUUGAUCAACGGGUUAUGUAAAGUUGGAGAAACAAGAGCAGCUCUAGAGUUGCUGAGACGAGUUGAUGGGAAAUUGGUUCAACCUAAUGUGGUAAUGUACAGCACGAUUAUUGAUAGUAUGUGCAAAGAUAAACUUGUUUCUGAUGCUUGUGAUUUAUAUUCUGAAAUGGUUGUCAAGAGAAUUUCUUUGUUCCUGAUGUGGUAACUUACAGUUCCCUCAUUGAUGGAUUGUGCAAAUCGGGGAGAAUUACAUAUGCUAUGGAGCUUGUCAUUGAUAUGCAUGAUAGGGGCCUACCACCUAAUAUAUAUACUUACAAUUCUAUAUUGGAUGCUUUAUGCAAAAGCAAUGAUGAUGAUAAGGCAGUUGCAUUAUUGAAAAAAUUUAAAGACUUGGGUAUUCAACCAAAUAUGUGCACGUAUAAUAUUCUUCUCAAUGGAUUGUGUAAAAGUUGACGAAUAAAGGAUUCCCAAAAGAUUUUUGAAGAUCUUUUGGUCAAAGGCUACAAUCUAGAUGUCUAUACAUAUACCAUUAUGAUACAAGGGUUUUGUAACAAGGGCUUGUUGCACGAAGCGUUGGAUUUGUUUUCAAAAAUGAAAGACAAUGGCUGCAUUCCAGAUGCUUUAACUUAUGAAAUAGUUAUUCAUUCCCUCUUU